AUGGCAGCUUCAAGAAUGCUGAGAUUAGUACCUUCAGAGAGUGCUCUUUUAGUUUGUGACAUGCAAGACAAAUUCAGAAACCAUAUUCAAUACUUUCCCCAAAUCGUAGAAGUAACACGGCGAAUGAUUGAGGCUGCAAAAUUGCUGGACAUUAAGAUUGUUGCGACGGAGCAGAAUCCAAAUGGUCUGGGUCACACUGUAGCUGAACUUGGUCUGCAUAAACACAAUGUUCCAGUAUUCACUAAAACCAAGUUUUCAAUGUGUGCUCCAGAUCUUCGCAAUGAGCUUGGUACUGGCAUCAAAUCUGUUCUUAUAUGUGGAAUAGAAGCGCAUGUUUGCGUCUAUCAUGUCAGUAAUAUUUUUUCGGAAUAA
Meloidogyne enterolobii is the source of this 372-nucleotide messenger RNA. NCBI's taxonomy places the organism in Eukaryota, Metazoa, Nematoda, Chromadorea, Rhabditida, Meloidogynidae. The record is from the annotation of a GenBank genome assembly.